CCGCCCGCCUCCCUCCCGGCGCUCGCUCGCUCCCUCGCCGAGCCGACUCCAGGGGGGCUCUCGAUGUAGCACCAUGACAGGCAUCGCCGCCGCCUCCUUCUUCUCCAAUACCUGCCGCUUCGGGGGCUGCGGACUCCACUUCCCCACGCUGGCCGACCUCAUCGAGCACAUCGAGGACAACCACAUCGAUACAGAUCCACGUGUUUUAGAAAAGCAAGAAUUACAGCAGCCAACCUAUGUUGCCCUCAGCUACAUUAAUAGAUUCAUGACGGAUGCUGCCCGCCGAGAACAGGAGUCCCUGAAGAAGAAGAUUCAGCCGAAACUUUCACUGACCUUGUCCAGCUCCGUGUCUCGAGGGAAUGUGUCCACUCCACCACGCCAUAGCAGUGGAAGCCUUACUCCCCCUGUGACCCCACCCAUCACCCCUUCCUCUUCAUUCCGCAGUAGUACUCCAACAGGCAGCGAAUACGACGAGGAGGAGGUGGACUAUGAGGAGUCGGACAGUGAUGAGUCCUGGACCACUGAGAGCGCCAUCAGCUCCGAAGCCAUCCUCAGCUCCAUGUGCAUGAAUGGAGGGGAAGAAAAGCCUUUUGCCUGCCCGGUUCCCGGAUGUAAAAAGAGAUACAAGAAUGUGAAUGGCAUAAAGUACCAUGCCAAGAAUGGUCACCGAACACAGAUUCGUGUGCGCAAACCAUUCAAAUGUCGGUGUGGAAAGAGUUACAAGACAGCUCAGGGCCUGCGGCACCACACAAUCAAUUUCCAUCCCCCGGUGUCGGCUGAGAUUAUCAGGAAGAUGCAGCAAUAACAUGCUGGUCAGAACUGUGCCAAGAAAUUCUCACCAGCAGUUGCUGAUUUUGAAAACAGCCACCUUUUUUUCAGGGGAAGCAUUCAGCAACCCUUUAAUGAAAACAAAUUAAAUGCAUGCUUUAAAUUUUCUGUAAUUUUGGAAUGAUGUAUCUUUGUAGAAUUAAUGAUUUUGUACAUUUGCACAUGUAAUCAUCAUACCCAUUUUCAUUACUUUGAUAUAAGGUGCUAAACAAAACAAACAAACAAAAAAAGCUCUAGGUUCUUCAGCACAUUUCCCCCAAACAAAAUAAACUUGAGGGCAUGUUGCAUAUUGUUUAGUUGUAUUGCAGUGAUAUCGACUGGGGGAGGAGGGGCUGGCACUGAGAUUUUUUUUCAAGAUUGUAAUGUGAAACUCACAUAUGUUCAAAACCAAAAUAAUACCUUCAUUAUCAAACUGAUUACCAUGCCUUACAUGAUGGAGUUAAUAUUUGUGAGUAGAAAGACUUUAGGUAAUGACAGCUUGGGCUAGAGCGAGACCCUACUUCAAAAAACCAAAAAAAAAAAAAAAAAAAAAACUUUAGGUAAUGGAAUUAUAAAUAAGAAUGUUUAACAUAAUAUGCUAAAAAUAUUUUCAUAUUUAAAUAACAUGCAUAAAAGGUGUGCUUUUGUGUUUUAUAUUAUCUUGCAAAUCCUUUGCCCUUUAAAAAGCUGAAAAUCUUGCCAUCUGAGUUAGCAAUCAUUUUGGUGUUAUCAAUGGAAUUUUUGUAUAAAACAUUUAGUUCGCUCUUUAACCUCAUUGAGUGCCUGCUGAGUGCAAGGGAUUUAGUUUAUACCUAAUGUUACUCGUGGACCAAGAUACUAGUUUAGUGAAAUACUUUUCCCUGAAAUCUGUUAGGAAACACUGUAACUGCAGAUUUGUGUGGUAAAACUUCGUUACAGCUUCUUCAAAUGAAGUUUCAAAGCACUUUGUAGUUCUCUAUUGCCAACAAUGUGUCGCCAAUUCUCACAAAUACUGCCCCAAUAGACCUGUGGGUUGCAAAUCUGAAUAUAAAUUCCAUGUUUCAAAGAACUUUUUGUUAGACCACUAUUGCCCCUUCAUGCUCAUUGUUUUGAGACUUCUUUUAAAAGCACUUUCUGUGUCAUACUGUAGAUGUCUGCAUUAUCAUUGGAAAUGUCUGUUUAGCUUUAGAAAACAUUUUGCCAGAAUAUGAAAAUGAGCCUUACUGACAAUUAAGUGCUUCUUGCAGCAUGUAGUCAAAGAAAAGAGUGACUGAUAUCACCCAUGAAGAGUGACUUACACAGAUCAUUCCUUAAGUUUUAUUCACCAACAGUACCAUCAUGCCUUGAGUGUUCUUUUCUCCCAAGUGCUAUUCUUUAAACACAAGAGUUUACCAGUUGCCUAAUAUGCAAUAAAACUGCUUUGUUACAGCCAACUGUCCACAAUACAAACUGGUGAAAAGCAAACUCCAAUUGUCUGUAAAAUCACUUUUUCCCUAGGUUCUUGUUUAAAGAAGUCUUAUACAUGGCGGGGAAGCAGGGGUCCCUCCUCAAUGUUUUAGACAUUUCAAAAACAUGUUUAUUCUUUAAACAGAUGGGUAAGCUUCUACCUUCAUAAAUUGUGAAUCCUGACACUGCCCACCAAUAAUUUCCUCCUAUCUCUGAAGAGUGGUCUUGGUCCCAAAUACAGUGUUAUUAACCCAUGUGUUUAAAAGGGUGAUCCAGACUUAAGAAAUAAACUAGUUGGUGCAUAAGAAGGGCCUACCUGGCUAUUCCAUAUCUACCUACCAGUUUUAUGCUAACAAUUACUAGCUUUGCUCCUUCUAGUGCAAAAAAAAAAAAAAAAAACCACAAAAAACCUGCAGGCUGGAUCAGUAAUUCAACAGCUAAACACUCAUAAAAAUAGUCAUUGUGCAUGUUAAAUUCCUUUCAAUAAAAAAAAAAAAUUCCAACUUCUAUUAUUCAUUGUGACAGUAUUACUAAACAGGUAAGGAUGGGAAUAUUUUGUUAUACCGUGUAUAGUGAAUGUAUUGUAAUGUGUCUGUGAAAACUGUGCUUUAAAUUAUAUUUUCAUAUGUUUUGUUGGGGACAGAGCACAUUAAGUAUGAAAGCAACAGAGGUUUUAGAACUGAAGGCAACUUAAUCAAAAUUCUUGUCAAAAAAAGCUGCUUAAUAAAUGUAAAUGAAAUCACAUUUAAAAUAAACUGCCUCUGACCCAAAAUAAA
Molecule: messenger RNA, 3008 nt
Organism: Jaculus jaculus (lesser Egyptian jerboa)
Lineage: Eukaryota; Metazoa; Chordata; Mammalia; Rodentia; Dipodidae
Gene: Jazf1
Product: JAZF zinc finger 1
Exons: 5
Coding region: 74-805 (243 amino acids)
Cellular component (GO): nucleus
Source: RefSeq, a predicted model, not a curated record